Xyrauchen texanus (razorback sucker) is the source of this 2604-nucleotide messenger RNA. It is a transcript of the gene pja2, whose product is annotated as praja ring finger ubiquitin ligase 2. The record is from RefSeq and is a predicted model, not a curated record. Lineage: Eukaryota; Metazoa; Chordata; Actinopteri; Cypriniformes; Catostomidae.
GAAUGGGUCAAGAAGCAGGCAAGUCUGCAUGGCCCAAACCAGCUGGAGGAUACCAGACCAUCUCAGGCAGGAGAUACGGCCGGAGACACGCAUACAUUAGCUUCCGCCCAGUUACAGACAAACACAGAGCAACAUCCACUGUGGACUGUGAGUGCAUGGAGAGGACCAGUAAUCAUAAGGACCAUACAGUGGCCUCAAAGACCAACAUUUCUUCAGUGAUUCAGACCAUCAUCCCAAUGGCAUCCUCAAAUUCACUGCGGCCUGAGUUAAACACGACAUCAAAACGGGAUGGCCAUAACAGGAAACAGUCAUUGUUGUGCAGAGCUACUAAAGCCCCCUUAAAACAUUUUAAGAGACCAAAGAGUGACCAGGUUGUGCCAUAUGAUAGUAACUAUCAUUCCGAUAUAAAAAGAAAUAAUCAGGCAAGAGUUUGGACCCAAGAUGAAGAACCCAAGUCCCCAACCAGCCCUGAAGUUCUGAGCUAUAUUAACAUUGACUCCUAUGAGCUUGACAGUAGAGGAGCUGAGGAGGAUGACUCGAGUUUAAACCCAACUCAGGCCAUUCAGAAGAGACUUGAUGGUAUGAUUUGCGAACUGGGAUUAAAUGUAGAUUUCCUUGAGGAUACAGAACAUUCAGCUCAAGUGACAUCUUCAAAAACGUCAACAAAUUGCUAUUGUGAGGAACCAGAUUGCCACAGAACUGUAAAAGCAAACAGGAAAGUUGGUCAGUUGUUAUUUGAAGAAGACAAUGUUCCCACAUGUCAAGGGGUUACAGCCAGUGCUGGCCCUGUUUCCUAUAAAAGUGUAGGAAAUACGAAUCCUGAAGAAACGUUUCUGUCAGAAAUGGUCGUAAGGCCAAAGAUCCGCAAAGAGACUAGCAAGACUUACCUUCAAAGGAGGAAAUGGUCUGAAAAAGAGGAAGGGGGUCAUUUCUCAGGCUCGCCGGUCAGAAACGAGUGUGACCCUGCACCUCUUGGUUUCCUUGCACAAGCAAGCCCUGAAAGGGAGCUCCUCUUUGAUUUCCAACCCUUGACCUUGAGUGACCUCAACUCUCCGCAAAGGACACGAGAGAUGGUAGUAACACUACAAAAUGAUGAUGAUGAUGAUGAUGAUGAUGAUGACGAUGAUGAGAUCUGGGAAGAUCUAGAGAACUUUGGAGAGAAAAGGGCUGAUGCGUCUGAAAAGGGGGAUGAAAGCAGCUCAGAAUGCAGCGAGGGCGAGUGGUCGGCUUCAUGGACGUCAGACUCCGGGCUGGAGAAGGAGAGGUGCACCAGUGAAGAGAGCUGGGAGACUCUGCCUGGCAUGGAUGAGCUGCCCGGUAGCAGCAGCAGUAGCAGCAGUCUGGAGGAAGUGCCUUCUCUCAACCUCGCUCUAGAGGAGCAGACCCCUCUGGAAGAGGGUGAGAUCCCCUGGCUGAUGUAUAAUCAGGAUUCUGGCAGCAGUAGUGAUGAGGAUCCAUAUGGUGUAAGUCAGUUUGUCCACCCUGGACUCUUCAUUCUGGAUGGCAACAAUAACCUGGAAGAUGACUCCAGCAUGAGCGAUGAUCUGGACACGGAGUGGAGGUUUCUUGAUGAAUUUGGUGAGGGUUUUGGCAUGGCUCAAGCAAUCUCAUAUGUGGAUCAUUCCCAGCUUCUCACUUACAUGGCAUUAGAGGAGCGUCUCGCUCAGGCUAUGGAGACAGCACUGGCUCAUCUGGAGUCUUUAGCUAUAGAUGUGGAGCAGGCCCAACCCCCCGCCACCGAACAGAUCAUCAGUUGCCUACCCCAGAUCACAGUGCAGGCCGACAACACUGAGCAGGAGCAGUGCUGUACCAUCUGCUGCAGUGAAUAUGUCAACGAUGAGAUUGCCACCCUGCUGCCGUGCCACCACAUGUUCCAUAAACCCUGUGUCACUCUCUGGCUCAGGAAGUCUGCGACGUGUCCGGUGUGUCGGCAUGUUCUGACAUCAGCAGCGACCGAACCCCCGUCUUUAAGUUCUGAACAAAACACGUCAGCGUCCACUCACAGCGCAUCUGGAGGAACAUGCUGAUCUCAAGAGCACACAUCAAUCAAAACAUCCCGCAGAGAAAUAUUAAAGUAAUCACAUUUCCACAAAAAACAUUUACAUCCGAUAUUUCCUUGCUGUCAAGCGACAGGCCAGACAUGGUUUUCAGAUUCCAUUUAACCUAGUGACUUGUGCUGCAAACUUAAAUGUAUUUUCUGAGAAAAUAUGAAUACAUAUUCAUGGUAACCAUAUUUAUUCCUGUUUCAAUUUUAAAUCUGUUUUUGUACAUCUAGGCUAAACAUAAUGACUGUAUUUAACGUUUCUCAAUUCAUGUAAAGCAUCAUUUCCAAACGCAGUCGCUCAAUAAAAGCUCACACUUGGUGUUAAUAAGCAUCACUUUUAUCAAUUCAAAUCAUUAUGAGUGCUGUGAUAAAGCAGCUUCCCAAGGAGGUUGCUACCCUGAACUCUCUCGGUUACGAUUCAGAUAUCCAUUCAAAGGGAAUUUGGUUGCCUGAGGUGCAUGAUAACUUUUUGAUUUAAGUAAACAUGGCUGGAAAAUAAAUGAUAAUGGCUGUGCAAUAUAGAUAAACAUAUUUGUAUAAAUCAUUGAAAUGAUGGUCAC